AUGAAAUUACAAACAGCGUUCUUCGAACAACAACAAGAACGAGCAGAAGCGCAAAUGAAAAUGCAACAGAGCUUCUUUGACAAACAGCAUAGCCUGAAAGUUAAAAGUGAGAAUACAGUCAAGUUACCUAAAUUAGACAUGAUUUCCUUUAACGGAGAUAAACUCCAAUGGAUUGAAUUCUGGGACUCAUUCUCCAGUGCUGUACAUGAAAACGACAAGCUGUCAUCAGUUGACAAGUUCAACUAUCUAAAGGGAAAGCUCUGUGGUGAAGCCCGAAGUGCUAUCGCUGGAUUGGCUAUGUCGAAUGAAAACUACGACAUUGCUAUCCAAAUUCUCAAGGAAAGAUUUGGAGAUCAGCAAGACAUUAUAGAUUUGCAUUAUAAGGGACUGGUGAAUGUUGCGUCCCCAAGGGAUACGACUGAAAGUUUGCGACUUUUCUACGACAAAAUACAAAAACACUUGAGAAGUUUGGUGGUUAUGCAUGAGAUUUUGGAGCAACAAGUUUUCGUGUCAAUCAUUCGGAGCAAACUGCCAAGUGAAGUUCUUAUGCAUCUUGAAAUACAGAAAGGCUCAGACAACAAGUGGACAUUAACUAAGCUUUGUGAAUUGCUCCGACAGUAUAUUGUGUCAAAAGAAAAGUCGGACAAACCCAAACCAGUCAACGCUAAUUUUAUACCUAGUCGAAGAGUGAGACCACAAUUUCAGAAAUCAACAAAUACCUUUAAAGGCUUCAGGGGACCCCCAACAGCAAAUACCACUGCUGGAGCUUUGACUGCAUAUGAAAAGAAAGAGUCUACUUCUCCCCAACAACAUCAGACGAAAACCUGUAGAUUCUGUUGUAAGAAUCAUUGGAGUGACGAAUGUCCACGGUACAAGACAAUCGACAAAAGAAAAGCAAAAAUCAAGGGAUGCUGCUACAAAUGCUUAAAAGAAGGCCACAUGUCUCCUGACUGUAAAAGCAAACAAAUGUGUGUCCAUUGCAAUAAAUCAAAUGUACAUCACAGAAGUUUGUGCCCAGAGAAAUUUAGAAAGGCACCUAUUCAUGAAAGUGUUAAUAUAUUAGAAGAAAGAGCAUGCGUGUCUGAAGAAAGUGUAGAAACAAGAGAAAUUCCCAUUAAUUCAACAGAUGGUGGUGUUUGUAAUGAAAGUGCAUUAUUAUCAUCCAAUGAAAUAGUGAUGAUGCAAACAUCGCGCACUGAAAUUUGGGACAUAGAAGGUCUUAAUAAAGAAAAUGUAAGAAUUCUUUUAGAUUCCGGAUCGCAAAGAACGUACAUUACAGAGCGACUGGCAACAUCCCUGAAUCUAAAAGAGGACAAAUGA
This is a messenger RNA of Mercenaria mercenaria, 1320 nucleotides long. RefSeq lists its product as uncharacterized. The transcript has a single exon. Gene Ontology annotation, biological process: proteolysis. Bases 1 to 1320 code for a protein of 439 amino acids. The record is from RefSeq and is a predicted model, not a curated record. Lineage: Eukaryota; Metazoa; Mollusca; Bivalvia; Venerida; Veneridae. Gene Ontology annotation, molecular function: zinc ion binding; nucleic acid binding; aspartic-type endopeptidase activity.